AAAGCCAGCAGAGCAACGGAUGGCUGAGUUGUGGGGGAGGGGUUUUCCAUGGUUCUGAGGGAUGAGGGGAGAAGGAGAUGUGAUUUUUAUUUUGACACUGGGUCCCAUCCAAGUCUAGGGUAUGGUGAUAAAACCCCCACUCUAAGGACAGAAAGAGCUCAUUCAGGGAAGAGAUCCAAAGAGCUGUUGUUGGCUGCUGUUGCCAUAGGGAUAUCACAAAAUCAAUCCUGUCUUAGGGUCAUCGGCAGAGAAGGGGGGUCAUCUGAGAUCCCGGGGUUUCUCUGGGGGUGAGAGUCAAUUCUUCUGCAAGCAGCUUGUAGAGAUUUGGGGGUGAGACAGGGCCAUGUCAUCCAGAGGACGUGGGGCUGAGUAAAGGGGCUGAAGAUCAUAGGCCCUGCAUCAUUAACUGCUUCUCUCAAGUCAUGUGUGUGGCUGUAUCUCCAGCCACACUCCCUCCUGGAGAGUCAAGGCACCAUGGAUAAGGAGCAGAGAGAGUUUCCAUCCAGGGCUCCCCAGAUGGAAAGCUUGGGGUUUGGCCUCAGUCCCUCCCAUGUCAAGUUGGGGGUCUUCUUAUUGUUGGUGGAGUUCCUUCUUCCAAGUAUGUACUGUAUUCAGAGAUCAGUGUAUUUCUCUUUCUACGAAAUCAUCAUCCCCAGGAGACUGGCGAGCUGGAGGAGAGAAGACCAACCAGAGAAGAUGCACUACUCAUUCUUUAUGAAAGGGAGGUGGCAUGUCAUUAGCCUGAAGAGGAAAAGAGGGCUCUCUGUCCAAAAUUUCCCUGUCUACACCUAUUCCAAUGGGAUCCCAGGCCUGGACAUGCCUUUUAUCCAAGAUGAUUGCUACUAUGAUGGGUACCUAGUAGGUGACCACGGGUCCUUUGCAUCCAUCAGCACCUGCUCAGGACUCAAGGGAAUCCUGAUCAUCCAGACGAUUGCCUUCGGCAUCCUGCCAGUCAAAUCCUCCAAAAAAUUUGAACAUGCUGUGUAUCGCUUGUCUAAGGUAUCGCGUGAUGCCUGUGGGGUCAAGGAAAGGGAAAGCCAAGAGUCCUGGGCACGUGAGAAAGACCUCAACCCAAUGGAACUCUCCCCAGCACACUUCCCCUAUGCCUGGUCACACACUAAGUACUUGGAGAUCUUUAUAGUGGUGGACAACAUUCGGUUCCAGAUGUGGGACAGGAACGUGACCACAACCACUCAGACACUUAUGGAUGUCCUUGCUUUGGUCAACCAACGCAUGAAGCAGAUCAACUUAGAAGUAGUGUUGGCUGGGGUGGAGAUCUGGUCUGAGAGGGACCUAGUCCAGAUCUCCUGGGACCUUCAGGAAACACUCUAUGGCUUUAACCAAUGGCAAGCUUCAGAACUCCCCAAAAGGGCAAGGCACGAUGCUGCUCACCUGGUCACUGGGCAGGAUCUCGGGAGCCACCAAGGCCAGGCAUUCGUGGGGAGCAUCUGCACCUCUGGCAACAUGACAGGUGUGGAGGUCUUCCAUCAUGAAGAUGUACCUCGAUUUGCUGCCCUUCUGGCCCAUGAGCUGAGUCACAACCUGGGCAUGAAGCACGACCAUCCAGGCUGUACAUGCCCCAAUUCGCUCCUCUGUUCCAUGCAUAAUUCCAUCACCCUGGAGGGGAGCUUCAGCAACUGUAGUGUGGAAAACUUCUAUGAGAUGCUGGGCAGGAACAAAGGAAGCUGCCUGUACAACAAGCCCGAGCCAAGGAGCCCCUUUGGAAGGCAGUACUGCGGGAACAAGAUUGUGGAGGAAGGGGAGGCAUGUGACUGUGGCAGUCAUCGUGACUGUAUGAAGGACCCGUGCUGCCUGCCCUCAUGCCAACUGAAGAAAGGGACAGACUGCGCUUUUGGGCCCUGCUGUAGAAAAUGCAGGUUUACACAAGCAGCCACACCCUGUCGUCCUAGUGUGGAUGAGUGUGACCUCCCUGAAUACUGUAAUGGCACCUCAUUGUGGUGCCAGCCUGAUUCCUAUAAGCAAGAUGGUGCCCCAUGCAGGGGUGAAGGUUCCUGCUAUCAGGGGCGGUGCAGGAGCCUGCAGAGCCAAUGUGUGGAGGUGUUUGGGGAGGGCUCCAGAGCUGCCCCAGCCCGCUGCUAUCACAUGAACAGCCAGGGGGACCGGUUUGGGAACUGUGGCAGCAAGUGGCAAGGGCCAGUCAGGGCCUUUAUUAAGUGCCAACCCAAGGAUAUCCUGUGUGGGAGCUUGUAUUGUGAGAAUGUCCAGAGGCUUCGCCAUAUACAGAGCCACAACGCUCUCAUCCAGUUCCUCGUGGAAGACACAUGGUGCUGGGGGGCAGAUCUUCACAACUCCCUGGACAUCCCCAAUGGUGGCUUGGUGAAGGAUGGCACCUCGUGCGGCCCUCAGAAGAUCUGUAUCAACCAGUCAUGCCUGGAUGCUAGGGCCAUGCUCCUCCAUGACUGCAGCCUGGUCAGAUGUCAUGCAAGGGGGGUCUGUAACAACCUCAAAAACUGUCACUGUGAUUAUGGCUAUGGCCCACCCACAUGCACAUCCCAGGGCCACGGCGGCAGCCUGGACAGUGGUCCUUCCCCCAAGGUCAGGGUCAUCCACCAGAAGCUGGCUGCCCUGCUCUGGUUCCUGAUGGCCACUGCCCUGCUGCUCACACCCAUUGCCUUUGUGGGGAUUUGCUUUUGGUGGAAGAUAGAGAAGGCUAAGGACAAGGAGCGGGAGAUUCAGAAUAAUUCAGUGGGCAGAGAUGUCGGCUAGGCAUGAGCCCCCCAGCUUCAUAGGGCCCCUUCAUUUCUAUAAGUGCUUAUAACAGUCCAGCAGAGGGCAAGGUCAUCAGUCCCCAGCCUCCCCACAAGGGACUGGGCUCUGCUAGGAAAAUGGUAGCGCUUCCAAUUUCUUUUUCAAUUAAAAAUAAAUGAAGAUC
Messenger RNA from Trichosurus vulpecula (common brushtail), 2893 nucleotides. Its product is annotated as disintegrin and metalloproteinase domain-containing protein 1-like. Gene Ontology annotation, molecular function: metalloendopeptidase activity. The record is from RefSeq and is a predicted model, not a curated record. The coding region runs from base 475 to 2727 and encodes 750 amino acids. Gene Ontology annotation, biological process: proteolysis; binding of sperm to zona pellucida; male gonad development. Gene Ontology annotation, cellular component: plasma membrane; external side of plasma membrane; sperm head plasma membrane. The transcript has a single exon. NCBI's taxonomy places the organism in Eukaryota, Metazoa, Chordata, Mammalia, Diprotodontia, Phalangeridae.